AUGAAAAUAAAACUGCAGGUCUGCCUUGGGCCACAUUGUCGCACCGAUGGAUUGAAGGCCAACCUCACCGACGGGAGAGGACAGGCCUUGAUGGAGGACUUCUCGGACAGCUUCACACUUUACAAUAUCUUCUGUUGGGAUACGGUCACACUAACUGCCACAACGCCACAGGAGCCGGAACCGGUUCGACGCACCAUCACUCUAAGCCCUACCUGGGGAUAUGAAUGCAGUAAGGACAUUUUUGUUACGUGGGGCCGAAUCAGAGAGCCGAUUGUCCUCUGCUCACCAACCAGUAAGGAGACAAAAGCGGCGCUGGCAAAGGAAGAGGAAUUUGAGCGGAUAUUUAAAGACGCCAGAUGCAAAUGCAGCCGACCGGGUGUCACAUUUUCCACAGGCUUUCUUCACCUGCCUUCGAAUGCCUCGCCUCCCGAUAACUUUUCUAUCCAGUGUCAGCUGCACGAAUGCCAAUGGAGCUUUCUUGUUCGGGUUGUGAAGGAAGGUACGAUGCAGCAGGUCUCCUGUUUCUAG
This is a messenger RNA of Dibothriocephalus latus, 528 nucleotides long. The record is from the annotation of a GenBank genome assembly. NCBI's taxonomy places the organism in Eukaryota, Metazoa, Platyhelminthes, Cestoda, Diphyllobothriidea, Diphyllobothriidae.